Colossoma macropomum (tambaqui) is the source of this 5041-nucleotide messenger RNA. RefSeq names its product trafficking kinesin-binding protein 1. The record is from RefSeq and is a predicted model, not a curated record. Gene Ontology annotation, molecular function: signaling receptor binding. The transcript is spliced from 14 exons. Lineage: Eukaryota; Metazoa; Chordata; Actinopteri; Characiformes; Serrasalmidae. Gene Ontology annotation, biological process: anterograde axonal transport of mitochondrion; neurotrophin TRK receptor signaling pathway; neurogenesis. Gene Ontology annotation, cellular component: dendrite. The coding region runs from base 278 to 2524 and encodes 748 amino acids.
CUCAGAGCAGCCAGGUGAGUGUCAGCAGGCAAACUGCAACUGAAGCACUGAGAGGAUUUAUCAUUAACGACAUUACACGUACAGCCACAGAGCGUGCAGGUGUGUGUUGGACAGUAUAAGAGUCAUUUAGUAUUCAAGUGUGUCCAUCAGUAUAGACAGAUCUCCAGAUUCCUGUCUUAACUCACCAAGUCUAGGCUGUAGGGAAAAGAGAAGAGGAAGACUGCAGAGAACAGAAUUAGUGAAAAGCAAAAGAAGAGCAGGGAUUGAGGAAGUAAACAUGGAGGUGUGGAGCAGCUCGGGCACGGAGGACAGUGAGCGAGAGAGCAGCAGCAGUCAGGGCGAGGAAGACGAGGAGCCUGAGGAGGAAGAGGAGCAGAGCACGGAGGGUUUGUGCAGAGAGCUGGUGCAAGUGUUGUGCUCAGAGAGAGUGGGCCAGGUCACUAAGACGUACCAUGACAUUGAAGCUGUCACACAUCUUUUGGAGGAGAAAGAGCGGGACUUGGAGCUAGCAGCAAGAAUUGGCCAGUCACUGCUCAAACAGAACAAAGCCUUGACAGAACGCAACGAGCUGCUGGAUGAACAGCUGGAGAUUGCAAAGGAAGAGAUUGCUCAGCUGCGUCAUGAGCUCUCCAUGCGAGAUGACCUUUUGCAUCUGUAUGCCAGCUCUGAAGAAAUAGAAACUGCUGCAGAGUCACGCUCACCGAUCAGACGCAAUGAGUCAACUUCUUCUCUCAGUAACUACAUCCAUUACGACUUCCUGCAACAGAAACUCAAGGGUCUGGAGGAAGAGAACCUUAAACUACGCACUGAGGCCAAUGAGCUAACAUCUGAGACCAACAGCUAUGAAGAGCAGGAGCAGCAGCUGAUGAUGGUGUGUGUUGAAGAGCUCUCAUCGGUGAAUAAGCAGGUGGUGGCUCUGUCGGAGGAACUGGCCCGUAAGGUGGAGGACUCUCUGCGGCAGCAGGAGGAGAUCAGCUCUCUGCUGGGGCAGGUUGUGGAUCUGCAGCAGCGGUGUAAAGGGCUAGUGAGAGAGAAUGAGGAACUGACCCAGCACUUGAAUGCAUCGCGAGAAAGCCAGUCACAGCUCAAAACAGAGCUGAAGGACCUGCAGGAGAGGUACUCGGAGUGUCAAGAGAUGCUUCGGGAGGCCAGAGAGGACAUAAAGAACCUACGCAACAAGAGCCUGCCCAACAGCACAGUGCAGCGCUACAGCUCCCUGGCUGCUGUCUUUCCCAUGGACUCACUUGCUGCUGAGAUUGAAGGAACGUUCCGCAAAGGCCUGGACAGCCCUGCUCCCUCAGAGUACAAGACCCAUCCUUGGCGUGUGUUUGAAACGGUGAAAGUGGCCAACCAAGCUGCUCGGCUGCGCUCUCUGUGCCAGUCCCCCCAAGUUCCUGGUUCUAACUCUGCCUCCUCACGGUCCAGUCGAACCAGCACACCACGCACCAGCUACUACGGCUCUGAUUCAGUCAGCCUCAACCUGGAGGACAAACCUCCCUCUGCAACACCAUCACAGGAGCAGAGCAGCGUGGAAUCCAAGCGUCUGGGGCAGCCGGGUACUCCAGGUGGUCAGGAUCUGGAAGAGGCGAUUCGUACACUCUCUGCACGACAGGAGAGCCAUUCUUCUGAACGGCCAUUCUUUGAGGUGGAGCGGGAGAGAAAGCUGAGGGCGCUGGGGGGCAGUGGCAGUGGCAGCACAGGUGGAUCAAGUGGCUUCCUCACACCCAACGACAGCCUGUGCUCCACGGGAACCAACUACUCAGGCAGGUCCCAGCAUUCUUCCGGCUCAUCCAGCUCCCGCUCCUACCUGCCCGAACGUCUACAGAUAGUCAAACCACUGGAGGGUUCAGUCACCCUGCACCACUGGCAGCAGCUGGCAAAGCCCAACCUGGGGGGCAUCCUACACCCACGGCCAGGCAUCCUCACCAAAGACUUCAGGGAGCUGGAUGUGGACCUCCAGCAUGUUUAUAGCCUCAAUGACCUCGAGGAGGACGAACCUGAUAUGUCCAAACUCCCCAACCCCAAUCUUCACACUAUGGUCAAUUCACCUGGUCCCAACCUCCCUCACACCUGUCCCACCCACACCAUUACCAACUGCCAGGCCCUUCAUCCCUCUCUCCUGCUGUCCUCCUUCUCCACUGGCCUUCACCCUCACAGCGUGUCCGCUUGUGGGAGCUGUGAGCAUGUAAAGACCUCACCGGAUCUCCAACAGUGCUCCACGUAUCCUGGUUUCUUUCAUAGGACCGUCAUGUCUACGACACCUUCACUUGGUCUCCUCCAGCUGCUUAAUGACAGAGGCAUCUCUGCUUUAACUCAACCCAGCAUACCUUCCAUCUUAGGGGGACAUCCUACCAGCACAGCUUUAAAGGAUAAGGGACAUGGAGAAGAGGAACGCAAGAGGAACAUUUUCAGCUUCAACCUGGUUGAGAAGCUUCAGAGCCUUGGUCUUCAUAAAGUGGUGGCCAGAGGAUUCAUAGACUCAGGAAAGGAGGAAAGACAGUCAAAAAAUCCUCCCCCGAAAUAACACUAAAAGCUGGAAUCCAACGUAACCUCUACUUGAUGUACCCGUCUUCCAUGUCGUGUCCUGCAGAUCCAGUUUUUUAUCCAGCCUGUUCCUCACUGGACACGUUAAAAGCCAUAGACAUGUGGAGUUAGACUUGUAGUAGGUACCUCUACUUUAGAUUAUGAAUUAAUUGGAGAACAUUUGUUUUUCAAGGAUGUCCUGCUGAACAUAUGCAGUGCUGACAAAAACUGAUUUGGAUCUGGAGAUCCAACUUCAAGGCAUUUUAAUAUUCUAAGACACAUAUAAGAUAUGUUUUUAUGUUGCCGUUUUAAUUUGCGUGUUUUAAACACUCAUCAAAAGGGAAUAACUGUUCUGUCAUUAUUAUUUAAGAGCUUUUUUGUUGUUCGUUUAACUUUGUGUACUGGUCACCACCAUCAUAUCACCAUGUGUCUUGACGUAUAUGAGCACUACAUAUUAUUUAUUAGUGUCAGUGUAGAGAAAUAUGCUGAAUCUUCAUAAUGUACUGCAUUACCUUUAAAGCCAGUGACCUCUGAUUGGUCUUUGUACAGAAAAUGAAUUGUGACUGCUUGUGAGCUACUUAUUAGCUGUUUUCAUGACAAUCUGUGCAUGUAUUCUUGCUCUUAGAAAUGCUGGAUCUUCUGAGCAUAUUGUUCAGUAUGUCUAGUUGGAAAUUUCACAAUAUUUUAUAUAGCGGCUUUUAGAACCCAUUUAAGUUCCCCAUAACAUACAAAGCUUGUUCACAGACUGUAAAGGUGCUUCAAAGUAUACCUGAAGCUACUAUAACUGACCAGAAACUUGUGAUUGUAUUGUUUUCACUGCUAUUUAAGUCACACUGCUGUAUAAUGGCAUGCUGUACACACAUGAAGAGAUUUAUCACAGUUGUUAGCACCAUGUCAAAUGUUUUGCACAUGCAGAUUCAGCAAUAGAUUCGUUGUAUUGGAGCAUUUUAAAUACCUCAUCCAGUCACAUGCUCCCUUGUUCAUUUUGCUCCAGUUGAACAGUUGUACUUGUACUGAGUGCUGUAUUAAGUCUGUGUAUGACACAUGCCAUUUCAAAAGGCACCUUUUUUUCACUGUUGCCAGUCUGGUUUGUCUGCGCUGUGCAGUCAAGUGAUUGUCUCGCACCAAAAUCCAUUAGUAAUGAUGCAGUACUUUACAGGGCUCUCUGUAUUAAUGCUCUGUAGAAGUAACUGCAGAUAAGUCUUGUGUCAGUUGCUGUUAAAGGGGAAUUCCACCAAUUUUUCAAAAGCUCUGUAUAAUGCAAUUGUAUGUAAGCAAGCUAAAUCAGAGUGUGUUUAUAUGGUGCAAGAAACUUGUAGAGAAUUUACAGGCUCUGUUUUCUUUACAAUGGUGGUGAUAGGAACUAGUGGUUGCGAUGUCUACAACUCAAAUAUAGCCAUUUUUGUAGUAUCCAACAUGACUACUGGAUCUACAUGUCUUCGUAAUUUUUAUAUGUAAUAUUGAUAAUUAGAAAAAUAGUGGUAAAUCUGAAAAAAGUAUUUUUUUACUAUUUUGACUGCAUGUAUCUCCACCAUGAACGAAUUGGAAAAAAACAAACAUUACAUUUUAGACCAGAACCCUAUGUCAAAACUGUAAAGCUUUCUGUGAGUAACCUUUAGAGGCGUUAAAUGCUUUAGACAUCUGGUUCCUAUCACUAUACUUGGCAAGUUCUCAAUUCUGACUUUGUAUGUUUCUCUAGAAGGUCGCAUUUCAUACCAAAUCACUCCAAAUAAGUCGUAAUGAUUUAAUUAUGCAGUACAAUUCCCCUUUAAGUGCCAGAUUUACUACAUGCAACUCUACCCUUAAAUGAAGCAUUACAUAUUAGGGUUCUACAACCAAAUUGUGUUUUUAAUACUAUCAAAGAUAUUCUUUGGACAUCACAGUUUUUGCCAUUUUUCUACACACCCAAAUCCCUCUCCCUCUGCUUCAUAUAAUAUUUUAUAUGUACACAUAUCAUUCAAAUAAGAUGUGAAAGAGUUUUGAUAAAAAGAUUUGGAAUAUGGGAAUUCAGCAAGCAGAGAGUAAAAGCAAAAAAAGGUGUUGGCCUAAAUGAUAGGUUGCAGAUUGAGUGUGAAUGAUUUUGCUUUUGUAAGAUGGAAUAUAUGAGAAGUAACAGAGGGGAGAAGCUCUGAAAGAAUAAUGUGGUUUUGAAAAGGAUAUAAAGGUGAAACAUUUAUAUCACUAUAGGAGAAAAGAAAGUAAACUGAAAAAACUCACAAGCCACACCUUAUCACUGCAUUAUCAUUUUCUGUAAGUAAUCAGUAAUUGACAUGGGUAGAAAAAGGAUCAAAUUGGCCAGCACUGAAUAAUGAUGUACUUUAUCAUUAUUAUUAUAAAUGUACUUUUUGUGUUAUUGUGUCCUCUGUAAAGACAAGGUCACUAUUGCUUGUCAGUGAUUAAAUGGACCAUUUUAUGUAAUGAUACAACGUGAGUUUGAACGAGUGCUAUGUACAGUACUGUAGCAUAUGUAAAUGAAUGUUUCUGUACAUUUUCAAUAAACACAAGCAUUUGCCCUGCA